This is a messenger RNA of Parascedosporium putredinis, 1005 nucleotides long. The record is from the annotation of a GenBank genome assembly. Lineage: Eukaryota; Fungi; Ascomycota; Sordariomycetes; Microascales; Microascaceae.
AUGGCGACGAGAAACGCAUCCGAUCUCCUGGAGGAGCUCUGCCAGCGCACGAAGCUCGACUGCGACACAAUGGACCUAGACUUUGUCAAGGAGUUUGUCGCUAAGCGCGGUAAAUUCGCCGAUUGCACGUCUAAUCAGUCAAUUGCAUACGCCGAGGCGUCAAAGACCGAUUCGAGUGGCAACUAUGUCCACAAGGACCUCAUCAAACAGGCAGCCGAAUACGCCCAAGGGGUUAUCGACGAUCUCGGCUCUGCCGGCAUCUCUAAAGAGACUCUCGCCGUUGAGCACUUGAUUGCCAAGCUUCUGCUACGGUUCAUCCCUUAUCUGAGCGGCUAUGUGCUCCUCCAAAUCGACCCAAAGUUUGCCUACGAUACUGACAAGAUUGUGGCGACGGCUGAACGUAUCCUUGCGAUGGUCAAGAAAUCCGACCCAGAUUUCGACUCGAAGCGUAUUUGCUUCAAGAUCGUGUCCACAUACCCCGGUCUUGCGGCGGCUAAGAUUCUCGAGGACAAGGGUAUCGCUACCCUCGGCACUGCGUUGUUCUGCAUGGAGCAAGCUUCUCUAGCAGGGCACUCGGGCUGCACAUACAUUUCCCCCUACUUCAACGAACUCAAGGUGCAUUUUGACAAGAACUUCCGGGACGAAAACAAGGCCACGGACCUCUGCCGCGAUGCGACCGCCUAUUACGAGGCGCACCACCAAAAGACCAAGGUGAAGGCUGCCAGCUUCGUCUCUGCCGAAGAGGUGAUGAACCAUGCGGGCGUAGACUACAUCACCGUGUUCCCCUCCAUCAUCAACGAGCUCGCCGAGAAGCCCAUCCUCGACAUGCAGCUCAAGGACGUCGGAAAGUACAUGAGGCCGCCGCCCAUCUCCCCGUCGAAGUGGGAAGACGUGUUCAACAAGAGCAAGGACGGUGACAACGCGAGGAAAUUGAAGGAGGCAAUCGACACUUUCUCGGGAGAGCAGGACAAGUUGGAGGAGUUGAUCAAGAAGGUUGCUGCUUGA